Bombyx mandarina (wild silkworm) is the source of this 1659-nucleotide messenger RNA. RefSeq names its product facilitated trehalose transporter Tret1. Gene Ontology annotation, molecular function: transmembrane transporter activity. Gene Ontology annotation, biological process: transmembrane transport. Gene Ontology annotation, cellular component: membrane. Lineage: Eukaryota; Metazoa; Arthropoda; Insecta; Lepidoptera; Bombycidae. The record is from RefSeq and is a predicted model, not a curated record.
AUGACACCGAACAAAAGCUGGAUAACCCCGUUUAUGAAGCAAUGUUUCGUUACGGCUGCGGUGGGAAGCAACAUCAUUGGGCACGGCUGCACAAUCGGCUUUCCUGCGAUUCUGCUGCCGCAACUACAGCAACCUGGCUCCUUCAUAAAGUUGAGUUCGGCCGAAGAGUCAUGGCUCGCUGCAGUAUUAGGUAUCACGCAGCUAGUGGGCAGCUUCAUCACUUCGCCCAUCAUGAGUCGGUUUGGGCGGAGAUUCGCUCAUUUCGUAGUCACAAUACCUGUUCUCGUGGGAUGGUUCACGACAAUAUUGGCAACCAACUUUGAGGAGCUGCUUCUAGGCAGAAUACUUCAAGGAUUAUCCAUCGGUAUGCUGUCUCCACUUCGUUCGGUCCUUAUUGGAGAAUACGCUAGUCCCAGAAAUCGCGGAGCCUUUCUCACAACAAUAUCAUUGACCCAAGCCUUUGGGAUAUUCUUCGUGCAUCUCAUAGGAUCAAUACUAUCUUGGCAGAAAACUGCGCUUAUUUGCGUAUUCUUCUCUUUUGUCAGUUUAGUUAUGACGAUUUAUUCCCCAGAAUCUCCCAGUUGGUUAGCAUCUAAAAAUCGAUAUGAAGAGAGUCGCGAGGUCUUUCGCUGGCUCCGUGGAAACGAUGAAGAAGAUGAGCUCGAAGAGAUGAUCCAAGCGAGAAUGCUUUACGAAGACGCCGCUAUCAGCCUAAAAGCCAAGAGAAGCGAGAGCCGCUUUCGAGAAAUGAUUACCACGAUUAAAAAGAAAGAGUUUCACAAACCCAUUAUUCUGAUGAUGCACGCGUAUGUGAUGGUUCAAUUCGCCGGUGGUACCACUAUGGCCGCGUACUCCACCAAAAUUAUCAAGCUGAUCCUUGGUCCAGCAGCUAAUGCUAAUUUCUGGAUGAUAGUACUGGACACCCAACGUCUCAUCUCGAAUUCUGUAGCCGUAUUUGUCAUAAAUAAACUGAAAAGACGCACAAUGAUGUUUGCGACCGGCGGUCUGUGCGUGUUCAGUCAGAUCGCAAUUUCUGGUUACACUUAUCUCAGAUCGGAGCACGCCUUGCCUUACGAUGCGAUGUGGAUUCCCGCAUUACUGAUUAAUUUGCAGUUUUUCACUGUAGCAACCGGAAUGUUGCCAUUACCGAACGUAAUCGGCGGAGAGGUGUUCCCUCUGGAAUACAAGAGCAUAGGCGGAACCAUUAGUUUAGCUACGAUGUCAGUAUCGUUCUUUUUGGUCUUGAAAACCUUCCCAGGUCUAGUGGACAGUGUGGGCGUUCAUGGCACUUACACAGUUUACUCACUCAUGCUGUGCUACUGUCUCUUGGUGAUCUGGAUUUUGCUGCCCGAAACAAAAGGGAAAACGCUACAGCAGAUUGAGGACGAGUUUAGAGGUCGCCCGUUGAACAGACAGGAGUUGGAAGAGAAAGAAAUUUUCCAUUCAUGCCCGGUGCUGGCUUACAAAAGGAAAAUGUCUAUGCGCCGAUGCAGUAGUCAUAUCUUGCAUUAAUGCAAGCUAUUUUGAAUGACAAUUUGAAAGUCGUUCACGACAAAAAGAUAUGUUAUCAUCAGAUAUCCGUGGUGCUAAGUCUCACGAAACGGACGAGUGAUUCAAAAUACGAACGGUUCAGAACGGUUUUACCAAACGAGAUUUAUG